Rubroshorea leprosula is the source of this 1470-nucleotide messenger RNA. The record is from the annotation of a GenBank genome assembly. Lineage: Eukaryota; Viridiplantae; Streptophyta; Magnoliopsida; Malvales; Dipterocarpaceae.
AUUAGUCGUAUUCUACUAGUGCAUCACUUCUUUCUUCUACCAACUUAACUAUGAGGAAGGAUGAAAACAAGAUUCAGAGCUAGGCAUAAAAGAGGAUACAAUUUUAAAAAAUGAAGUUGCUCAGACAAGUAUUGUGAUGCUUGCAAGCCUGUCAAAUGUCAAUUAUGUCAUUCUGUAUAAGAUUUACUUAUCUGAUGUGUAGAUAACGUAUGUGGUGUAUAAAGGCUGAAUCAUUUUGCAGGCCUUUGGUUCUUCAAAUUAACCUGCAAGCAAUCAAUCUCUAAAACCUUAUGUGAUGUUGGUGACACCUUGCUGAAAAGGCAAGGGGCCAAGCACAACAAUCAUCUCAAAAACCGUGGAGACCUUUUGGAUUUUUAUAAGAUCCAUACAUCAAUUCAGGAAUGCAAAACAUGGAUUGGAGUUCUAUUAGGUGUUAUGGUUUCGAUAGGGUUUAAUUGCUGUACUUGUAAGCCGUCCAUUGGCCUUGAAACACCUAACAAAUGCUCAUUGAACGAGCAAAAAGCAAUUAGAAAGGCACUGUCAUCAAGAGAAAUUAAGAAUGAUUCUGGUUUUAAUCUCUUGGAGGUGCUCAAUUUCAGUCAGCUGGGAGAAUGAGAGGAUGUUGAUCAGUCUAUUAUACCUUGAGUAGGUAAAUUGCUUCUAAGUUCAAUUUGUUUCAAAGAAUGACAGCUGAUGCAAAGUUGCUCAUGUACUUCCAAUUUGUAGGUCACUUUCUGUUGAGUUGUCAUCGACUAAGCUGUACCACAGACUCUAGGAACAUCUCAACCCAUAGUGACUCUAACUCCUUGAAGCAGGGAAUUCAAGAUGAAAACAGAGAGAGUCAACCAUGACAACCAGUAGCUAACCAUGGAGAUCAAUGGUAUAGUAUUGGAGACCCAGUGGCGGCAAACGUGGUUUGCUCAAUAUGUUUUUUGUCUUGCAAUGGUGAUGAAGAGAUUUGAACCCACUUUCCAACAUAGGUCGCAUCUCUCCUGAUAAUUCAGCCAACACCAGCAGUGUCAUUUUUGCUAGCAGCCCAGGGAUGACAUGGCAAGUCUCCGAAGUGAAGAAAUUUCAUCCAAGAUCAAUCAAUGCAAAGUGGAAGAUGCAUAAAUCUUUAAGGCAAUCAAGUGCCAUAUUCUGUCAAAUUAGUCGCUAACCAACAGACAUGAAAUGUGGAGGGCCAAGUUAAACUUGCUAAUGCUGUCUUGAAUUUUGAUUGCAAUAAUGGAUGCAAUUUGCUAUUGAGUACAAAAGAGCGUUGUGAGAUAGGGUGUAUUGGGAAGCUUCUAUCGAAGCUAUGGACGAGAUUUUAGCAAUUGUAUCCAUUUCUUUACGUAGUAGAAUUUCUACUUGGCUCUUCCAGCAAAAUUUUGUGGUUGUUCUUUUAUCGUUCUUUCAUCAUAUUGUAGAAAAAUAGUUAGAGAACGUGAAAAUUGCACCAAAUUGGAAUUAAUGCAUUUACUUCAC